Messenger RNA from Cornus florida, 1695 nucleotides. RefSeq names its product zeatin O-glucosyltransferase-like. Gene Ontology annotation, molecular function: UDP-glycosyltransferase activity. The record is from RefSeq and is a predicted model, not a curated record. The coding region runs from base 110 to 1510 and encodes 466 amino acids. The transcript has a single exon. Lineage: Eukaryota; Viridiplantae; Streptophyta; Magnoliopsida; Cornales; Cornaceae.
UAAAGACAAAUAAAUAAAUAAAAUAAAGUCAGGACACCUACCACGGCCUAUAAAACUCCCCCCACAAAACCCAAACCCAAAUUAUCCUCCUAGAGAACUAACCCUCCCAAUGGCCACCCACCACCGCCUAGAAAACUCCCAAGUGGUUGUGGUCAUGGUGCCCUUCCCGGCACAAGGCCAUCUCAACCAGCUCCUCCACCUCUCCCACCUAGUCGCCUCCUACAACAUACCGGUCCACUAUGUCAGCUCCGCCACUCACAACCUCCAAGCCAAGGCCCGCAUCCACUCUGGGAACCAUUUUGACAUUGCCAAUAUCCAUUUCCAUGACUUCCCAACCCCUUCAUUUCUCUCUCCUCCUCCAAACCCUAAUGCCUCCAUCAAAUUCCCCUCACACCUCCAACCAUUGUUCGAAGCAUCAUCGCAACUUCGUGAGCCUGUCAGGAACCUUUUAAGAGAAUUAUCACCCAAAACUCGAAGAAUUGUCGUAAUCCAUGACUCUCUAAUGGCUUCAGUGGUCCAAGAUGUGGCUUCCAUACCAAACGCGGAGUCCUACAAUUUUCACAGUGUCUCCGCCUUUGCCCUCUUCUGCCACUGUUGGGAAACCUUGGGAAGACCUUUCGAGGUUGAAGCUAAUAUACUAAAAGACCUUCCCUCCAAUGAAGGAUGUUUCACUGCAGAGUUUAUCAAAUUCAUCAGCACUCAAUUUGAUCACAUCAAGAUCAGCUCAGGCCGUCUUUACAACACAUGCAGAGUGAUAGAAAGUCCAUAUUUAGACUUGCUCGCCAAAAAAGUAACCAACAACAACAAGCAAUGGGCACUUGGACCCUUCAAUCCAGUCACAGCUGUAUCUCAUAACAAGAAAUCAUGCCAUCCAUGUUUAGACUGGCUCGACAAGCAACCUCAAAACUCGGUCAUCUAUGUUUCGUUUGGGACGACGACUUCAUUGUCUGAUGAACAAAUCAAAGAGCUGGCGACGGGGUUGGAAAGAAGUGAACAAAAGUUCAUUUGGGUGUUGAGAGAAGCCGACAGAGGAGAUGUGUUUGAAGGAGCUGGAGAGAGAAAAUUAGUUGAAGUACUGCCAAAAGGGUUUGAAGAGAGAGUGGAAGGGAAAGGAAUUGUAGUGAGAGAAUGGGCUCCACAAUUGGAGAUAUUGGGGCACACAUCAACAGGUGGGUUCAUGAGUCACUGUGGAUGGAAUUCGUGCAUGGAGAGCAUAACAAUGGGAGUGGCAAUGGGAGCAUGGCCUAUGCAUUCAGACCAGCCUCGGAACGCUGUAUUGAUAGCUAAGUUGUUAAAAGUCGGUGUAGUGGUUAAGGAUUGGGCACGUAGAGCUGAGUUGGUGGAUUCAUUGACUAUAGAAACAGCUGUGAGGAGAUUGAUGGGGUCCAAAGAAGGGGAGGAAAUAAGGAAGAGGGCGGCGGAGUUUGGCCGGGAGGUCCGAAAGGCGGUGGAGGAGGGUGGUGUGUCACGCUUGGAGUUGGAUUCUUUCAUUGCCCAUAUCACUAGAUAGAUCAUAUGUAAGAAUCACAAGAUCAUUGUGAUCGAUGAACGUAUCUUUGGUGAUUUAAAUUAAUGUGGUUUUUUUUUUUUUUUUUUUUUGGUUAAAUAAAUUAAUGUGGUCUUGUGCAUACAGAUCUACCAAUAUUUUGCUUAUUGUAAGUGAAUCUGUAAGUUUUAUUUUACUUUAUUUAUUAU